AUGAUUCCAGGAAUCGCCCCCAAGACGGCGGCGGCGCCGGUGGCCUGGGCACCUCAGCCUCGGCACAUGUUCGUGUUCGGCGCGGGCUUCGUCGGCCGCUACGUCUCGGAGCGCCUCCUCGCUCAGGGCUGGCAGGUCUCCGGGACGUGCACCAGUGUCACCAAGAAGAGGGAGCUCGAGAUGCUGGGCAUGAAUGCUUUCGUUUUCGAUGCCACAGAGAGCAGAUAUGUCACUUCCAGCCUGGAAAAUAUUCACAGUUUGCGACAAGCAACUCACUUGCUCAUCUCCAUCCCACCCAUCCCUGGAAUUGGUGAUCCUCUACUUAAUUUAGAUGAAGACCUGAGGAGAAUUCUCAGCCAUGGUAAUCUUGAAUGGUUAUGCUACCUUUCGUCAACAAGUGUGUAUGGUGAUUGUGGUGGUGUAUUGGUUGAUGAGGAUCAUACAGUAAACCCAAAGAGCGAGUCUGCCAAGUUAAGAUAUAACGCAGAAAAAGGAUGGCUGAAUCUUAUUGAUGAUCCAAAUCUGUCAGCUUUUAUAUUCCGUUUAGGUGGAAUAUAUGGGCCAGGAAGAAGUGCUUUGGACACCUUAACCAAGGGCAAAUCUUUGUCACAGAGACAAAAGUUGCGAGAAUCUAAGCAGUAUACUGCACGAAUCCACGUGGUUGACAUCUACCAGGCUGUCUUGGCUAGCAUGAGCAUCAGAUGUGCAAGGAAAAUAUUUAAUGUGGUGGAUAAUGACCCUGCCCCAAGAGCUGAAGUUUUUGCGUUUGCUAGGAGUUUGAUACAGAGGAGAUAUCCUGAUCUGAUAACUGAAACCAUUGAUGACAAGUCUACAGGCUUAGAUUAUCAAGAGAUAAUUGUACGUGCAGAGAAACAGGUUUCUAAUGCUCGGAUGAAGCAGGAACUUGGUGUUAAUCUGCUCCAUCCAACUUAUAGAUCUGGCCUGCAGAGUAUCCUUGAUGCUUGGCAAAUUCAGUCUCAACUUCCCAAUAGAAGUCAGUGA
Messenger RNA from Miscanthus lutarioriparius, 1002 nucleotides. Lineage: Eukaryota; Viridiplantae; Streptophyta; Magnoliopsida; Poales; Poaceae. The record is from the annotation of a GenBank genome assembly.